This is a messenger RNA of Medicago truncatula (barrel medic), 2728 nucleotides long. RefSeq names its product G-type lectin S-receptor-like serine/threonine-protein kinase At4g27290. Gene Ontology annotation, biological process: protein phosphorylation; recognition of pollen. Gene Ontology annotation, molecular function: protein serine/threonine kinase activity; ATP binding. The transcript is spliced from 7 exons. Lineage: Eukaryota; Viridiplantae; Streptophyta; Magnoliopsida; Fabales; Fabaceae. Bases 111 to 2600 code for a protein of 829 amino acids. Gene Ontology annotation, cellular component: plasma membrane. The record is from RefSeq and is a predicted model, not a curated record.
CGGUUUACCUUCUGAUCAUGGUCAUUUCGCUGUAAGGGACCUUUAUUUAAAACCUUGCUCCUACUUAAUGUGUUAUCUUCAAUUUCGUGUGGUUCUUACUUACACAAAAAAUGGCCAUUCUAUCUAUCAUGUUUUUUGUUGUUAAUUUACUCUUUUUUUCCAUCAAAAUUUCCUCUGAAACAGAUAUCAUAACACAAUUUCUUCCACUACAUGAUGGAAGCACCUUGGUCAAUGGAGCAUUUGAACUGGGUUUCUUCAGUCCUGGUAGUUCCACAAACCGCUAUGUAGGAAUUUGGUUCAAAACUAUCCCUUUAAAAACAGUUGUUUGGGUAGCAAAUCGCGACAAUCCAAUCAGUGACAAAUCCGGCAUAUUGAGCGUAAACAAAGAAGGAAACCUUGUUCUUCUCAGCAAAAAUGGCACAACUCAUUGGUCAACAAAUGUAACAACCAAACCUUCAACCUCAAGCUUCAUAGCAAAGCUCUUAGGUACCGGAAACUUGGUUGUAAAUAAUGAGAAAGACCAUAGUGAUCAUGGCUUUUACUUGUGGCAGAGCUUUGACUAUCCUAGUGAUACAAUUCUUCCAGGAAUGAAGCUUGGUUGGAACCUUACGAGCGGUCUUAAUAGGCAACUAACAGCUUGGAAGAAUUGGGAUGACCCUUCUUCGGGUCAAACGACUUAUGGCUACAUAAGAAGUGACAAUCCUGAAUCGGAGAUAAGGAAUGGUUCGUCGAUGAUAUACAGAAGUGGACCUUUCAAUGGUAUUCGUUUCGCUGCUACACAAAAAUUAAAACAUGUUCCAUUAUUCAACGUCGAUUUUGUGUACAAAAAGGAUGAGUAUUAUUUCUCUUACGAACCCAAAAAUCGGUCAUUACUUUCGAGAAUUGUCAUCAACCAAACAAUUUCUACUCUUCAACGCUUAACGUGGUCCGAAGAGAAUCAAAGAUGGAUGUUUUAUUUGAAUGUUCCAAGGGAGGAAUGCGAUAUCUACAAUCGAUGUAGUUCAUUUGGGAUCUGCGCUAUGACAGGUAAGUCCUCAAUGUGUGAUUGUUUAACUGGCUUCACUCCAAAAUCGCCUCGAAAGUGGAGUGAAAAGGAUUGGAGUCAAGGAUGUGUGCAUAAUGAAACUUGGAGGUGUAGAGAGAAAAAUAAAGAUGGCUUCAUAAAAUUUCAACAUGUGAAGGUUCCAGACACAAAGCAAGUUUGGAUAGAUAGAAGUAUGACACUUGAGAAAUGUAAGGGCAAAUGUUGGGAGAAUUGUUCAUGUACAGCUUAUGCAAACACAAACAUCCUUGGAAAUGGAAGUGGUUGCAUUCUUUGGUUUGGUGAUCUUUUGGACUUGAGAGAAUUACCAGAUGCUGGACAAGAUCUAUAUGUUAGAUCUCCUGUCUCCGAAACAGCAAACCAAGAUAAAGUAGCUAAGACUCAAGGAAAUCGAUAUGGUUCAAGGAAAAUGGUAGUUGUGGUCUCAUGUACCACUUCAUUAAUUGCGAUGCUUUUGAUAUUCAUCACGUUUUUUUGUUGGAGGAGAAAAACCAAAUCCAAAUUACGAGAGGAAACAAGAAUCAUGAAGACAAAAGUGAAGAGAAAUGAAAUGAAACAAGAAGAUUUGGAACUUCCUUUGUUUGACUUUGGUACAGUAACAUUUGCCACUAAUGACUUCUCAAAUGACAACAAACUUGGUGAAGGUGGUUUUGGUCCUGUUUAUAAGGGCACAUUACCAGAUGGACAAGAUAUAGCAGUUAAACGACUUUCACAUACCUCUACUCAAGGAAUCAAUGAAUUUAAGAAUGAGGUUGUAUUUUGUUCCAAACUCCAACAUAGGAACCUAGUUAAGGUUCUUGGCUUUUGCAUUGAAGAACAUGAGAAAUUACUCAUCUAUGAAUAUAUGCCCAAUAAAAGCUUAGACUUCUUUCUUUUUGAUUCGUCUCGAAGUAAAGUUUUAGAUUGGUAUACGCGGUUCAACAUUAUAGGUGGUAUCGCUAGAGGACUUCUUUACCUUCACCAGGAUUCUAGAUUAAGGAUCAUACAUCGAGAUUUAAAAGCGAGUAAUAUUUUAUUAGAUAAUGAUUUGAGUCCAAAAAUAUCUGAUUUCGGCCUAGCUCGAAUGUGUGGAGGUGAUCAGAUUCAAGGAACUACAAGUAGAGUUGUUGGUACAUAUGGUUAUAUGGCACCUGAAUAUGCGAUCGAUGGGAUAUUCUCCAUCAAAUCUGAUGUAUAUAGCUUUGGAAUUUUAUUAUUAGAGAUUAUAAAUGGAAAGAGAAAUAAAGGACUUUCCUAUUCAAAUCACAGCUACAAUCUUAUUGGGCAUGCAUGGAGAUUGUGGAAAGAAUGCAUCCCAAUGGAAUUUUUGGAUACUUGUUUGGAAGAUGGUUCAUAUAUUCAAUCUGAAGUAUUGAGAUGCAUUCAUAUUGGUCUUCUAUGUGUGCAGCAGUAUGCAAAUGACAGACCAACUAUGACAUCUGUGCUUGUAAUGCUAACUAGUGAUAGCACUCUCCCCCAACCAAAAGAGCCUAUCUUCUUAACUGAUGAAUUUACUUCUGAACAGAAGAUUUCUUAUUCAACAAAUGAAGUAUCUAUAACAAUGUUGGAACCUAGAUAGAGAAAAUGUUUUGUAUUUCUCCAUGGAUAUUGAUGAUAAACUUGAGAUGUGUCCUUUAAAUAUAUGAAUAUGUAAUGUUUUGCUUUAACUUUCUGUACUUGUAUAGUAACUUCAGUCGAAAAAAAUUA